CUCAGUGUCGUUUUGACAGUUGCCACAGUCAGUAGUUCGGUCGGAAGUGACCAGAUAUAAAAAGAUCACAUAGAAACGAUAGACAGAGAAGGAAUACAAAGAAAGAGCGGACACAAACAAAGACGGAAAAAACAAACUUUUAAUUAAUUAUAAUUAGAUAAUAAUGGAUGCUGUGCAGCAGAAUACGAAUACAAACAACAACAGCAACAUCGACAGCGAUAAAUGCCAGAAGUUAAAGAGAUUUGUGAUCGUGGGCCUACUCAUCACCAUUGGGAUCUUGAGUUGGCAUUUCUAUGAGUACUUCCAAAGCAAACCGCUGCCCAAGGCGCCCGAUGACGUCUUGGCCCUGUCCAAGUCUCUCUAUGCGGAGGAGACUAUCGUCAGUCCAUAUCUCUAUAAGGUGAAUCUUCAGGGAAAGACCACAUCUGGAGCCCGUGAUGAUAAGGCGCCAAAGAAUCUCUUUGAGCUCCAUCAGGAUCUGUUGGCCAGAGAUGCCAAUUCUACGACAGCUUUACUCCUGCGCCUCUUUGACAACUACGAGCUGGAUGUGGCAGCGGCCGAGCAUACCACAGCCGAACAUGAAGCGGAACAGCAUGAUUUUCUCAGGGCUGUGAUGAAUACGCGAGUGAUGAAGCUAACGAUGAGAUUUUUGGUGCACAGAGAUAUUGUCACAAGCGAUUAUGAUGACCAGCUGCGUCUCCUGCAGGAGCUAUGGUUCACCCCUUACUCCCGGGGACGUGGCAUUGUGGGCAGCUCUAGUUUCGAGCACGUCUUCAUGGCCGAACUACGAGAUCAGAAGGUGCUGGGCCUCCACAAUUGGAUCUACUUUGCCGAUCAAGAGCAGCGUGGAAAUAUCGACUACAAGGGCUGGCUCAGCCACUUGGAAAUGGGAAAGCCCAAUCAAAUCUCCCUGAGUCUGCGUAACACCUUCUAUGGCAUACAGAAGCCAGUAACCGGCUUCUUUGUUGGCACCUCUCCCGAGCUGGAGAUGAGUCUGUACACCGCAUGCUUUCUGGCCACCCCAGAGAAGGACCCAUGUCACAUUCAGUUGGGACAUGCCCGAGUCUCGAUUGUCUCGCACUCGUGGAACUGGAAUGGCAAGCGACUGAUAGCCACCGCCUAUCCCGACAAUCUGCCCUAGAACCGGCCCACACCCAGUGCCGUCCUUAAGUCAAUUAAAUUAGUUAAAUUCGUGUCUCAGCGCCGCUACCUCAUAACUCACAUACCUACAAACGCAUCUAAGAUCCAAUGUCAAAGUCAAGUUCAUUUUAUUAUCGCACUUUAUGAGUGCCGCGGCGUGGGGGCGGGGAUCCAAGAAGUUCUCAUGACUGUCAUUGCCAAUUGCCAAACAUGUCAGUCAGGCACUGUCAGGCUGUCCAUUCGUCAGGAGUUGGCCUUGAAAAGGGCAAUAUAAUGAAGGCCAGCACGCCAAAGAAAGCUUUACGGAGGUGUCUAAGUGUCAUUGAAUGUUAAAUAAUAUUAAUAAUAGUCCAGAAACUUAUCCUUCUUGCUUUAUAUAAAAGGGAAUUACCAAAUCUUAAAGCUCCCAACGAUCCUAAAGAAAAACUAACCAAACUACAAGUCUUAGGAUGUAUAAAUCUUCAGCUUCCUUCAACAUUUAAACACCAUUUUAAUCUAUACUUCGGUACCAUUGUAUACUUCUCAUAAAAAUUAUACAUUCAUCCAUAUUUCCGAUA
Molecule: messenger RNA, 1697 nt
Organism: Drosophila miranda
Lineage: Eukaryota; Metazoa; Arthropoda; Insecta; Diptera; Drosophilidae
Product: poly(U)-specific endoribonuclease homolog
Exons: 5
Coding region: 164-1141 (325 amino acids)
Molecular function (GO): RNA endonuclease activity
Source: RefSeq, a predicted model, not a curated record